This is a messenger RNA of Phragmites australis (common reed), 3412 nucleotides long. RefSeq names its product beta-galactosidase 3-like. Bases 415 to 2964 code for a protein of 849 amino acids. Lineage: Eukaryota; Viridiplantae; Streptophyta; Magnoliopsida; Poales; Poaceae. Gene Ontology annotation, molecular function: beta-galactosidase activity; carbohydrate binding. The record is from RefSeq and is a predicted model, not a curated record. Gene Ontology annotation, biological process: carbohydrate metabolic process. Gene Ontology annotation, cellular component: vacuole; cell wall. The transcript is spliced from 19 exons.
UGCCAAGCGCCGGCCAACUCGUCGUACACGGGCGUCUGAACCUGCUCCGCGGUCAUCGCGGAACGGAGCAAACCUUUCUCGCUUUAGCGGAGCGGCGCCGGCGGGAGGAGGUCAAGUCCGCGCCGCUGCGGUACUCGGUUGGCACGGCACACCGAGAGGUGCCGCAUCCAAUCCCUCCCACCGAACCACGGUCCACGGCACGGAGCGGCGCCGUGACGGCAGCCCCCAAUCCCAUGCAGUAAUUCCGAGCCCAUCGCUGUCAUCCACCGAAACACUCCCGACUCCCCACCGCGGCGUCUCCCAAGGCCCUGUGCCCGUCGCUCACUCGUCCCCACGCUUCGCUCUCGCUCCACGCUGCGUGCCGCUAUUUAUACCAACACCACCGCUGCGCGCCGUACACACUCAGCUCCACCCAUGGCCACCGCCGCCACCGCCGACGCGGCCUCGCUCUCCGCGCUUCCGUUCCUUCUACUGUUGCUGCUUCUGCCGCCUCUCUCCGCCGCCUCCAAUGUGACGUACGACCACCGCUCCCUCAUCAUCUCCGGCCGCCGCCGCCUCCUCAUCUCCACCUCCAUCCACUACCCCCGGAGCGUCCCCGCGAUGUGGCCCAAGCUGGUGGCCGAGGCCAAGGACGGUGGCGCGGACUGCAUCGAGACCUACGUCUUCUGGAACGGCCAUGAGACCGCCCCAGGCCAGUACUUCUUCGAGGACCGGUUCGACCUGGUGCGGUUCGUUAGGGUCGUCAAGGACGCCGGGCUGUACUUGAUCCUGCGCAUCGGGCCGUUCGUCGCCGCCGAGUGGAAUUUCGGAGGCGUGCCAGUGUGGUUGCAUUACGUGCCAGGGACGGUUUUCCGGACGAACAAUGAGCCAUUCAAGAGCCAUAUGAAGAGCUUCACAACAUACAUCGUGGAUAUGAUGAAGAAAGAGCGGCUCUUUGCUUCACAGGGAGGGAACAUUAUCCUAGCUCAGAUAGAAAAUGAAUACGGAGAUAGCGAACAAGCAUAUGGAGCUGGCGGCAAGCCAUAUGCAAUGUGGGCGGCAAGUAUGGCUCUUGCUCAGAACACCGGUGUCCCUUGGAUCAUGUGCCAGCAGUAUGACGCUCCUGAUCCUGUGAUAAACACUUGCAAUUCAUUCUAUUGCGAUCAAUUCCAGCCAAAUUCGCCAACCAAGCCAAAAUUCUGGACUGAGAACUGGCCAGGAUGGUUCCAGACCUUUGGUGAAAGUAAUCCCCAUAGACCACCUGAAGAUGUGGCAUUUGCUGUUGCACGGUUUUUUGAGAAAGGUGGCAGUGUUCAGAAUUACUAUGUGUACCAUGGUGGAACAAACUUUGGUCGCACUACUGGCGGGCCAUUCAUUACAACUAGCUAUGAUUAUGAUGCACCGAUUGAUGAAUAUGGCCUUAGGAGACUUCCAAAGUGGGCGCAUCUGAAGGAGCUUCACAAAUCUAUAAAAUGGUGUGAGCAUACUCUGCUUUAUGGCAACACAACGUUUCUUUCCCUGGGGCCUAAACAAGAGGCUGAUGUUUACACUGAUCAGUCUGGAGGAUGUGUUGCAUUCCUGGCAAAUGUUGAUUCAGACAAGGACAAAGUUGUCACUUUCCGUAACAGGCAAUAUGAUCUUCCUGCUUGGUCAGUUAGUAUCCUACCUGACUGCAAGAAUGUGGUGUUCAACACUGCAAAGGUGCAAUCUCAAACUUUGAUGGUGGACAUGGUUCCAGAAAGUUUGCAAGCAUCAAAACCUGAUCGGUGGAGCAUUUUCAGAGAGAAAAUUGGGGUUUGGGGUAAAAAUGACUUUGUCCGAAAUGGAUUUGUGGACCAUAUUAAUACAACAAAGGACUCUACUGACUACCUAUGGUAUACAACAAGUUUUAGUGUGGAUGGAAGUUACCCCUCAAAAGGGAGCCAUGCCGUUCUUAAUAUUGACUCCAAAGGCCAUGGUGUCCAUGCUUUCCUGAAUAAUGAGUUUAUAGGCAGUGCAUAUGGUAAUGGCUCAAAAUCAAGUUUCACUGUGGAAUUGGCUAUCAACUUGAGGACUGGAAAAAAUGAACUUGCCCUACUGAGUAUGACUGUUGGUUUACAAAAUGCAGGACCCUUUUAUGAAUGGGUAGGAGCAGGCCUUACAAGUGUGAACAUCUCUGGUUUGAAAAAGGGAACCGUAGACUUGUCUUCAAACAAUUGGUUGUACAAGAUUGGAUUGGAAGGGGAGUAUUAUAGUUUGUUCAAGCCUGACCAGGGAAGUAACCAACUGUGGAUACCACAACCUGAGCCGCCAAAAAAUCAACCUUUGACAUGGUACAAGGUAAAUGUUGAUGUUCCACAAGGAGAUGACCCAGUUGGGAUAGACAUGCAGUUUAUGGGGAAGGGCCUGGCUUGGUUGAAUGGAAAUGCCAUUGGGAGGUAUUGGCCCAGGACUAGUUCUACUGAUGACAGGUGCACUCCCAGUUGCGACUACAGAGGACAAUUUUCUCCAAACAAGUGCAGGACAGGUUGUGGACAGCCAACCCAAAGAUGGUACCAUGUCCCACGGUCAUGGUUCCAUCCCUCAGGAAACAACACCCUUGUGGUUUUUGAGGAGAAGGGUGGGGAUCCCACGAAGAUCACAUUCUCAAGAAGAGUUGUGACAAGCGUGUGCUCCUUUGUGUCAGAGCACUUUCCUUACAUAGACUUGGAGUCCUGGGAUAAAAGCACCACAAACAAUGGCACAGCCGCAGCCAAAGUACAGCUGUCUUGCCCCAAUGGUAAAAAUAUAUCUUCAGUAAAGUUUGCGAGCUUUGGAAACCCCAGUGGAACCUGUAGAUCAUAUCAACAAGGAAGCUGCCAUCACCCAAACUCUUUAUCUAUUGUUGAGAAGGCCUGUCUGAACAUCAAUAGCUGUACAGUCUCCCUGUCAGAUGAGGGCUUCGGAAAGGAUAUUUGCCCCGGAGUCACCAAAACACUUGCCAUUGAAGCGGACUGUUCUUAUUGAGUAAUUAUCUUGGCUACGGGUGCCACCUCUACAAAUGUGCUGCUGAAAGUUUCGAACUUGUAGUGCUUGUUACACAGUAACAUACUACGAGGAUGUGAAAAAAUUACCUAGAUUUAGAUUUGGUCUUCUGAGGGUGACACGUUUUUUUUGUUGGAAGUUCUUGCUCGACAAUGACCUAACACUCUUGGCAGGUGACAAUUAAGGACACCGCUAGUUAUCAUCUGCUCCAGCAAAUCUAUUGCGUAUCAGACCCACUUUGAACUGUACGAUUAAGAACCAUGAACAAACUGACAUGAAAUCCGGUGUGCAUGAAACUAUUCAGAACUGGUACGCCCUCUGUUUUGGAUAUCAGAUCGCACUAAGUAGAGCCCAUCCAUUGUUCUCCAUUUCUGUUGUGUCGCGUCAUGAAACUUUCUGGAUUAGCAAAUGAUUCAACGCUAUGCAUGAA